Molecule: messenger RNA, 2610 nt
Organism: Nelumbo nucifera (sacred lotus)
Lineage: Eukaryota; Viridiplantae; Streptophyta; Magnoliopsida; Proteales; Nelumbonaceae
Source: RefSeq, a predicted model, not a curated record
GGUUCCCGCUUCCCCGCAUCCUUGUCAGACCCCGUUCCUGUACAAGCUUUUUACUCUGUUUUUUCUUCUCUUUGCACUUCAGAGAGCUAUGCAGCCACUUCCUGAUUAGAUGAACCAAGUCAACAGAGUAAACUGCCAUUAUCUACUGAACAGGUGUGGAAACUUGAAACAGCUUAAGCAAGUCCAUGCCCAAUCAAUUAUACAGGGACUCUACCGUCUCCAAUACCUUGCCUGUAAAAUUCUCAACAAAUACGCCAGUUUCAAUGAGGCAUUGGAUUCCCUAAAGGUUUUUAAUCAGAUCCAAAACCCAGAUGUCAUCUCUUGGACCUCUCUCAUUAAUCUGAACCUAACCAUUGAUCAACCCCACGAAGCGCUAUCAGCUUUCUCAGACUUGGUCAUAUCGGGUUUAAGACCUGAUAACUUUUCCAUAGUGGGAGCUCUGUCCGCUUGCGGGCGGAUUGGGGAUCUGAGUCACGGAAAGAUGGUUCAUGGGAUGAUAUACAGACAUGAGUUGAGUUUUGAGCCAAUAGUUGGUAAUGCUUUGAUCGAUAUGUAUAGCAGAAAUGGAGAGAUUAAAGUAGCUGAAUUGAUUUUUAAGGAGAUGGAAGUCAAAGAUAUUGCUUCGUGGACUAGCUUGCUUCAUGGGUUUGUCAAAUGCAAUGACUUGGAAUCUGCUCGCUGGGUCUUUGAUAGAAUGCCGCAGAGAAAUUCCAUCUCUUGGACUGCAAUGAUCACUGGUUAUAUUCGGGGAAGGUCCCCAAUUCAAGCACUAGAGCUCUUUCAGAAAAUGAAAUUAGAAGGAAACAGUCCUCCAACAUUGAUCACAAUUGUAGCCGUCCUCUCUGGCUGUGCUGAUAUUGGGGCUCUAGAUCUUGGCCAAUCAAUUCAUGCCUAUAUUAACAAAACUGGCCUGGAUUCUAAUAGUAUUACCUUGCACAAUGCUCUAAUGGAUAUGUACUCAAAGAGUGGAAGGCUUGACGGGGCAGAGGAGAUAUUCAGGGAGAUGCCUGGUAAGGAUAUAUUUUCAUGGACAACGAUGAUCUCAGGAUUAGCAUGUCAUGGGAACAGUGUCCGUGCUAUCGAAGUCUUUGAAGAGAUGUUAAGAUCAGCAGUCAGCCCCAAUGAGGUUACAUUUGUUGCAAUUCUAACGGCUUGUAGUCAUGCAGGAAUGGUUACUGAGGGUCGAAGAUGGUUUGAUAAAAUGAGCCAAGUCUAUGGAUUUGAACCCAGGAUUGAGCAUUAUGGGUGUAUGGUGGAUCUCUAUGGUCGUGCAGGUUUGGUAGAAGAAGCAAAGAAGUUUAUAGAACAGAUGAGUAUUGAAGCAGAUGCUGUCAUCUGGAGAUCAUUACUGAGUGCUUGUUUGGUUCAAGGGAAUCUAAGAUUAGCUGAAAUGGCUGGAAAGAAGGUAAUUGAGUUAGAACCAGAUGAUGAUGGGGUAUAUUUACUUCUUUGGAAUAUAUAUUGUUCGGUGAAAAGGUGGGACGAAGCCGUGAAAAUACGGAAGAUGAUGAAAGAUCUUCAAGUUAAAAAGAGACCAGGGUGUAGCUGGAUUGAGGUGAAUGGCGUUGUUCAUGAGUUCAUUGCUGAAGAUAGGAUUCAUUCCCUCCACUCAGAAAUUUAUAUAGUUUUAGAAGUGAUCACGGAGCAGUUGAAGAUGGACUUAUAUCAGUGAGAUGAAUUUUAGCCUUGAGAAAGGUUCACCAAUAGCUUUGGAAGAGGAAGGUGAUCCUUGUCCAAGGGAAAACGGGUAGGAUUAAAGCCAAUGCCUAUCCCUCUUUUUUGUCGGUUGGAUUCCUAUUAGUUAUAAUUUCCUUGAAUGAGACAAGGGUGAGAAACCACACAUGUUCAAGCUUCAAUUUCCAUUCAGUGUUAGUAAUCCAAGGCUCCUUGUCCUAUUAUAAGGGUGAUUGGAUCAAGAGGUGAUGCCCGUAUCUCUUCUUUAACCACUGGAUUCCCAUAAUUUGAAGUUUACCAUCCUCAAACUCCCAGCAAUCAUUAGUGGUUUCGAAGUGCUUUCCCUUUUAUAAGGAAGUCCUGCCAUUGCCUUUGAUCUGACACACCUUGAACCUAUCAAUGGCAAGUAGCAUUUUUAUUUUGUUGGUAGGAGCACAACCUAAAAAAUCCUCCAAUCAUUUUUUUCCAACAAUGUUUCUUCCUCAUUUAUGUGUUGAGCUUUGUUGAAAUGCUGAUCUGAAGAAUAGUUAAAACAAUAGAGAUUGGUACAACCUUUGUGUGCUACAAUCUGGAUAUGAAGCUGAGUUAUACUUCUUCAGAUUGAAGCUGACUAUAGGAGCACACCCUAAAAAAAUCCUCCAAUCAUGAAUUUCCAACAAUGUUUCUACCACAUCUAUGUAUGGGUAAGCCUCUUUAUGUAGUAUUCUUCCAUUGAAAUUAUUGAUGUACUUAUAUAACUGAAAAAGGAGAAUAUUUAUGAUUGAAAGAGUUGGGGUGAGAGAAGAAAGAGAUAAUUGAAACAGAUUGAUGUACUUAUAUAACUUAAAAAGGAGAAUAUUUAUGAUUGAAAGAGUUGAGGUGAGAGAAGAAAGAGAUAAUUGAAACAGAGUUCCUUUCCUUGUCCAAUGGCUUUUAAAACAAUGGAGAUUGGCAUAA